AUGAUUGAAGCUGGUAGAAAUGCCGGGCGAAUUAGCAGGGUUGACUUCAGCACCACUUUGAAAAUUUUUCACGUUUAUCACAUUAUCAAUGAAAACUCACCCUGCUCACUGAUAUUUUACACGACAGAGUGCUCUUGGUCACUAAUCCCUUUGACUACAUGUAUUAUCGGCUUUAUUUGGAUACAGGCUGCUCUAACCAUUGAGCGAGUAAUUGCGACAUAUCGUCUGGGACAUUACGAACGUGAAGGAAAGUAUGUAGGGCCCACCUUAGCUAUCAUGGUGUUGCUGCUAUCCAUACUUUGCAUGAGAUGGGGUCUCGCAGCCACAGAUGAUGCAGAAGUGCUGGCACAAUGUGCAUCCAUUCCGAGUUCCGCUACACCCCGAAUGAAUGUGGUAUACUUUAUUAUGCUUAUAGUUGACUUGAUAUCUAUGUUGGUCUUCGCAUAUUGUCUUUAUCACAACAAAAGAAAGCUUAACAGCGGAAAGUACUCUCUUGAUUUACGCUAUGAAAUACAAGAGAACGUAAAAGUGUUGCGCAUACUCUUUCCUAUUGUUAUAUCACACCUAUUUGUAUUCGGCUUGUUCAUAAUAGGCAGGUCACAUUAA
Molecule: messenger RNA, 606 nt
Organism: Cylicocyclus nassatus
Lineage: Eukaryota; Metazoa; Nematoda; Chromadorea; Rhabditida; Strongylidae
Source: the annotation of a GenBank genome assembly